AUGCUUCAGAACUUGAUUGACGAACGACAGAUUCUACUAUGUGAGGAUCGAAGCACGAGCUUCCGCGGCACCGCACGGAUUGACAUUGAGCAUUUGAAAUUUGACCUCCAGCCCUCAGCUGAGCCCAGGAUCAGCACGAAGAGACACAAGGGGGUUCCCAAAAGCAACGUAGAGCGACUCAAGGAUAUAUUCCGCACUGAAGGUUGCUUACCUCUCGAGCCAGAAAAUCGUAUUGUGGCAAUUAUUAGUCAAGUGGUCUUAGAACAAGCUCUUCGAUUGUCGGAGAAAACUCAAGACGUCUUUUUGGAGAACCCGGGUGGCAGUCCCCCAGUCCUAAAACUUCCACCUUCGUGCCGGCUACAAUGCUUGACAGGUUAUUCUCGAGUGAAAGCGGCUGAACACUUUUUAGAGCCCGGAUGUCGCAUUUGGGCGGUCGAUCUAUAUCUCGAAGAUACAAGUAACGACCUUCGGGACGUGCUAACAGACCAGUAUUCAAAUCAAAGACAAUACUCAGAUCUAGAGAUCUAUUCCAAUGUACGAAAAUACCACAAACAGGGGGAUGUCUACGCUGAAGGACGUUGGCGCGCCCGACUCUCCGCUAACAAGCAGACCAGGUUGACCCAGUUCCUCAAACAUGAUAUGCUGCGUGCGUCACUCGAAGAAGUCCUCAAAAUGCCUGGUCAGCGCAUGGGAUGCGACGAGGAGUUUGUACACUAUUUCCGACAUAUUGUGACGACUUGGUCGGAGAUGUUCGAUGGGAAUGAAGACCUCAUAUUACAAAUCGACCGUUUCUCUGUUGAAGAAAUGCAACUCCGAGUGCCAGGACGAUGCCUGCAAGAUUUCAAACAUUUAAAUCCGCUUAUGGAGAACGGCAGAUUGUUUCCUUUUAUUCGAGACCCAGAUCAACGACGUUUCGUUUGGAAUCGAAUCCUUAAGAUUUCUACCCUUAUCCCCUCUCUCCAUUCCGCCGCCCAGGACCGAAAAUUCCUCAGUCCUAUAGCUAAAGCCAUCAGACGUUUGUGCAGUGGCUCGUUGAAAACAACACUAAGGGCAACGUUGAGGCAUGCUUUCAGCCCUGUCGAUCGCACAGAGGACAUUGUCGACGUCCAAACUUCUGACCACACAAGAUGUCAAUAUAAAGGUACCACAACGCAACAGUUUAACUGGGGAAUUGCACAGUUAGUUUGCUUUGCCAGCCGUGAAUUUCCUAAUCUCAUUCGGGAAUGUCCACUGAAAGAGCCAGGAAAAUCCAAGCCCUUACCAAAGGAACCGGAUGCGGCAAUAUGGGCGUCUUUUGCUCAACUUGCCUAUCAUCUAGGAUUUGAAAGUGAGAAAAUUCUCGAGCUCAAGCAAAAAGACGUUGAUGAGGAAAUUGCCACAACCAUGUUGCUCCUGGCGCGAAAACCCCCUCGAUUUUUCUACGAUGAAGUCGAGUUUCAGCAGCAUAAGUUGGAUAUUGUUCAGAAAUUUUUCACAGCUCAUGAACAGGAAUAUUCCCAUUCAUCACUCAAGUGGGUAUUGAAAGGAGAAGGCGAAGGGCUGGACAGAAGAUGCGGACGGACGUUUGAGUUCGCCCACAAUUACAACCAAGAUCAUACUUUUUUCCCCAAUUUUUGGGCCUACCAAGGGGAGUCUGGUGAGGGCAUAUCUCCUCUUUUUGUCAGAUUCGCCGUUCUGAAGGCAUUUUUUGGUGAUCUGUUUGGCGAUCAGAAGCCUCUAGCAUACCCGGAGAACGUCAGUGACUCUUCGAUACGUGACCCGGUAGACUUGGAUAUGGAUUCCACAGCUUCCAUCAGUUCAGAGAUCGAUGUUGGAUCUGAGGAGAGGCUAGCACAAGACGAGGAGGCUCAGUUGCGGGCUGAGAUAAAUCAGCUUCGAGUCGAGUUGGAAAGUCUACACGAAGUCAUGAGGAAUGAAACUGUCAUACGCGAAGAGGCACAGAAAUUGACAGCCGUGCUUCAAGAGCGCGUUCAGCAACACUCUACCGUCGAUGAGAAGUUGCUGCAAGCUGAAAGUAAGAUCAAAGAUUUAUCUUCACAGCUAGAUCGUGACAAAUUGGUCCAUGAUGCCGAGUGCCAGCGAUACAAGCUGGAGCUCGAUCGCACUGAGCAGGAAUGUUCUCGGAAGGAACUUGCCCUGCGCCAGAGUCAGGAGAUAACACUGAGAGGAGACAACGACAAAGCCAGACAAGUUGAAGAGCUCCAGGGUCGUCUCUUGGGACAGGAGACACACCAAAGACACGAAGUUGAUGCAUUGAAAGCACGGCUGAGCGGGAUGGACACCACAUUGAACGAGAGUCUUCGGGCUAGAACACAGCUGGAGGAUGAAUCUCGGUCGAGAAGCCAGUCUUACCAAAUAAAUCUCCAAAACUUGCAACAAAGGUUAGACAAAAUCGAAGCGGAAAAGGCUGGCCUUGAAGCUAAAUUGCAAUCGGUACUGACCGUGGGCACAGCCAUUGCACAAAUGGUAGAACAUUUUGGCGAGAUAGGGCGUGAUCUCAUAGAAGCACCUCAGAUGGCUAUAUCGGACGAGGAAACGGAUGUCGUUACCGACCUCACUAUGGUAUCGACAACAGCAUCACCUCUUGACACCCAAAUACAAACACUGGCCGACAACAACUCCACAUGCAGUGAACAAGACUUCAGUCCCGAGGGUGUACUCGCAAUGACUAGGACGGACAACCAUGCCGCUAAUCACGAACAGCUCGGCUUGAUCGUCUCCCAGGUUACUGCGGCAGGGAACGUCGCCGCUGAUGACGGUCUGAGGCAACUUCAAGACGUUCUACAACAAGGGAACACUGCAAAGGUUCAGAUUGUAGAAGGAAUUCGCGCAUUAAGGGCCAAUAUCGUGCUGCUUGAAGGCAAGCGAAAAGAAUCCGACGUUCAGAAUGCCAAAUCUCGAGAAGCAACAAGCAAAUUACGCAAGGAGCUCACUGCUUUAAAGAAGAAAGAGCACGAGUCAUCUGAAAGCCGUAAAUCGGAGGCAUCAACGAUCGUGGGUUUGCGUGGAGAGAUAGCCCACUUACAACAAGAAUUGACCGUCUCUCAGUCCAGGACAGACAAUGAAGGCAAAAUGCGUCAAGAAGCUGAACUGAAGGAAGCUGAGGCAUCUACAGCGUUGGAGAAGAGUAGGGCGGAGGUAUUCUCGUUCCAAUCACAGCUUGAGCUACCCAAGGACCAGCAUCAAUCAGCAAGCAUGGGAGGGCAGGUCAGAAAAAUUGGGUUUAAGAUAGACCCUUCCGGUGAUGAGCGUCAGGUAUACCUAAAUCGUUCUGAGCUACAGGAUAUCCUCGAGAAGUGCAAGAGAGAUGGAUUAAUCCCCUACGAUUCUCGACACCAUUCGAUGAGCCCCGAACACACUUGGGACAUAAUGAUGUCUCAACGUCUUGACUGCAUCACACUACAUCUCAUGGAGGAUUAUGCAAUGCCUAAGGAAGGACCAAAGCGCAAGCGACGUCCCGAGCCAAGUCAUGAGUCCUCUCUUGUGGUAUCACCUGAGAGCUCCAACCCGAUGAUCGGUUUGGAUGAUUCAAGCAUACUUGUACAUCGUACCAACAAAGCGAAAUCAGCAUGGCGUUUGCUAAACGAUCAUCUUGAGGGGAUGACUCACCGGGAUGAAAUGCAAACGGACCAGUAA
Exophiala bonariae is the source of this 3636-nucleotide messenger RNA. RefSeq lists its product as uncharacterized. The transcript is spliced from 4 exons. NCBI's taxonomy places the organism in Eukaryota, Fungi, Ascomycota, Eurotiomycetes, Chaetothyriales, Herpotrichiellaceae. The record is from RefSeq and is a predicted model, not a curated record. The coding region runs from base 1 to 3636 and encodes 1211 amino acids.